This is a messenger RNA of Puma concolor (puma), 702 nucleotides long. RefSeq names its product DnaJ heat shock protein family (Hsp40) member B8 (gene DNAJB8). Gene Ontology annotation, molecular function: Hsp70 protein binding. The record is from RefSeq and is a predicted model, not a curated record. NCBI's taxonomy places the organism in Eukaryota, Metazoa, Chordata, Mammalia, Carnivora, Felidae.
AUGGCCAACUAUUACGAAGUGCUGGGGGUGCAGGCGAGCGCCUCCCCAGAGGACAUCAAGAAGGCCUACCGCAAGCUGGUCUUGCGCUGGCACCCGGACAAGAACCCCGACAACAAGGAGGAGGCUGAGAAGAAGUUCAAGCAGGUGUCCGAGGCCUACGAGGUGCUGUCCGACUCCAAGAAGCGCUCCGUGUACGACCGAGCGGGCUGCAACAGCUGGCGGGCCGGUGGCGGGGCCAGCACCCCCCACAGCAGCCCCUUCGACACCGGCUACACCUUCCGUAACCCCGAGGACAUCUUCCGUGAGUUUUUCGGCGGCCUGGACCCCUUCUCGUUGGACUUCUGGGACACCCCUUUCAACAGCAACCGCGCUGGCCAGGGCCAUGGCCUGAGGGGAGAGAGGGGGGCCUUCUCGGCUGGCUUCGGCGAGUUCCCGGCCUUCAUGGAAGCCUUCUCGUCCUUCGACGCCCUGAGCCGGGGUGGCGGUGCCAGCCACACCACCUUCUCGUCCACCUCCUUCGGGGGCUCCGGCAGCUCGGGGUUCAAGUCGGUGAUGUCGUCCACCGAGCUGGUCAACGGACACAAGGUCACCACCAAGCACAUCAUGGAGAACGGGCAGGAGCGCGUGGAGGUGGAGGAGGACGGGCGGCUCAGGUCCGUGACCAUCAAUGGCAAGGAGCAGCUCAAGCAGGUGGACAAGUGA